AUGGGAGGAGGCGGUGUCGCGUCGCCCAUCUUUUCUACAGUCAAUGCUCCCAACCCAGGGACCCAAAGCCUUCUCCUGUAUCUGCUAACCUUCGCCAACAAAUCAUCGCCGGUAAAUACACAAGAGUUCGACUCCUAUCUGACUAUUAUUCUCGAUCUCGCAUUUCGAUUUGGCGACACUGGCUUCUAUCAGUACCACAUCCAGUUUGCUUCUCAGGCAGCUGCUCGCCUUCAGCAGUUUAAUCAAGACACCUUCUGGGGCAGCCUCGAUCAGGAAAUCUACUGUCACGUCUUCCCCGCCCGUUCUUCUCUCCCCUGCAAGUCGUGCGGCGCCCUGUCACACCCUGCUUCCGCCUGCAUAGUCCCAGCCCAAAACGAUCCACAGCCCUUGCGCUGUCCUUCUGUUCUCACCCGCUUGACCCCAGCUCCCGUUCCAGAACCUUCUAAACCCACAAUCUCCACCCCCAGCAUGCCUUUGCCUCAAGGUUCAGACAAGCGGGGCAGGCCCAUCAUGCACCUUGGAGGCCGUACCAUUUGCAAUAACUUCAACGACUCCGGCUGUUCCAUGUCCCAAUGCGCUAUCUUCACUGCUGCUCCUUUUGCGGCAGCAGCCAUUCCCGCCCGCAUGUCCCCACGACCCCACCAAGCCAUGACUAGCUUUUACAUGGGGAUCUGCCCGGCCCGAGAGCCGUCGCCAGUCCCCUUCAAGGCCUUCCCCAAACCGCAGCACUAUUUCACACUUCCUCAUCCCUCAUCUCCCAUCGUUACCAAGGAUGUGGUCCCUGCUAGCAUCUCAGAUGAGAACAUGAGUGGAAACACAGAGAAGCCAGAGAAGGAAGAAGACAGCCAGAACAAGUCAUGGCAAAUAGAAACCGAGACAAUGCUGGACAGACUUCAUCUUCAAGGCAAAAUUCAACAAAAGUUGUCACCAGCAGAUUUUCUUCAAAUACGUCCACCUGUGAAACAGCACCAUGUAGAAUCUGAGAAAGAUCUAGCUCACACUUUCCUCCAUAGGCUGAUAAUGUUGGACUACAGGGCCAGAUAUAUUUCUGUAAGAUCAAGUUGUAAGAUCAAGGAGUCGUUCAAAGCCUCCUCCAGUGACUGGGAUGUUUUUGUGAGCAGCAGUGUGGAAACACAUAAGAAAGAGCAGACUUCUGUGCAUCCAAUGGACGUUCAGAUGGCAGUAUUUCACUGCUCAGACAGCUUCCUGAAACAGAUGAUGAUUACAAAGCUCUCUCAGUGUCAGUAUGCCUUACCUUUGCUUGUUCCUGACCCAGUCACAAAGGAGAUUCAGUUUCCUCUGUGGACUUUCAGAGAACUAACAAAAACCUGGAGGGAAAAUGAAAUCAAAGAUGACUCAACGAUCGUCACCAUGAAGAGUGUUCCAGUCUACAAAGCUGAAACACCCUUGGUGUCAUUUUUCCGCCUGGGUUCUUUGUCAGUGUCUAAAUCUCAGCUGAUGAACACUUUGAUCAACGACCGUCACGACACCUUCUUCCACAGAAACUGCCCAGGAAGCACCAAGUCUCGCUAUUUGAUGGAUGGUGUGGCAGAGAUUGCCUGGUACUGCCCUGCUGGAAAACCCAAUGAUGCCUUCAAUGACUGUGUUGCCUUUUGUAAUCUUCAUGGUGAUGCUCUGUUGAUUGAAAAACAGCGUGACAUACUGAUUGAAAAAUCCUCCAUCAGUAUUUUUGUAUUGGCAUCUCUUCAAAGCAAUGAAGAAAGUCGAUCACUCAUAUCGUCUCUUUUUAAGUCGCAUAAGCCUCUCAUUUGUCUCACUGUUGAUGGCAGCUGUGAUGCUGUUAAGACAAAAAUGGGAAAAUACAUAAUGGGGCUCAAAGAUAGAAACCUAGCAGAUGUAUCUGAACACCUGAAGAAGAUCAUUCGCGAGGUUUUGUCUUCUCUUGAUGGUCCCAUCUUGAAACCAUCCUUCCAUCUUGAAACCAUGGCUGAGCUCUCUGGAAUCAGAGUGGAUGAAACUGACCCAGCCUGUCAAAGAGUGAAAUCUGCUGCUAUGAAAAUAAUCAAUCUGCUUAAAAAGGAUAACAUGGAUGUCUCAAAGAUCAAAGAUGAAUUUCUCCCUUGUCAAGGCCAACUGUGGCAUCAGUGGAGCAAAAUACACAGAGAAAUGUUUCAUCUCAGAGGAAACAUUGAAAAGGAGAAAAGUCAAAAGCAACAAGAACUGAUGAACAUACGUCAGAAACAAUGUGCUGCGUCCUGCAGUAAACUGAUGCAGUUGUUCACUGGAAGUCUCUCAUCAUUGCCACCAACAGACAGAGAGUAUUUCCUAAAAUGGACUCAGAUCUUCAUAGAUGCCCUCUGUACUGACGAUCUUUCCCCAAUUCUACAAAGUUAUGAUGAAAAGUGGUCUGAGGUCUUGGCUUUGAAGAACAAAUGGGACAAAUCAGAUCUGUUAUUAGAAAAACAAACUGAAUUUGAAGUCAUAUCCAAAAAACUUCAGUCUGCAACUUUUGGUUUGGAGCACAUCUUCAGAGAAAUGGGACAGAUCUACGAAGCCCAUAAAACAACACAAAGAGAGAGCAGACACACUGACUGGUCUAAAUACCCUGAGCUGGCUGCACAGCUGAUGAUAUCAGGACACCCGAUGGAGCUGAUGGAUGGUGAUGCAGGUCAUGUACCUUUAACAUGGAUCUCCAGUCUUUUAGAAGAAGUCAUCAAGAAACUGGGGGACCAGAGAGUUUUUGUGUUGUCAGUUUUGGGCCUACAAAGCAGUGGGAAAUCAACAAUGCUGAACACCAUGUUUGGGCUGCAGUUUGCAGUGAGUGCUGGCAGGUGCACCAAAGGUGCCUUCAUGCAGCUGCUCAAAGUGUCAGAGGAGAUGAAGAAAGACUUGAAGUUUGACUAUGUUCUAGUGGUGGACACUGAAGGACUGCGUGCUCUAAAAGUAGAAGGUAACAACACUCUUCAUCAUGACAAUGAACUGGCAACACUUGUUGUUGGUCUGGGAAACCUGACACUGAUCAACAUCUUUGGAGAGAAUCCUUCUGAGAUGCAGGACAUCCUGCAGAUUGUUGUUCAGGCUUUCAUGAGGAUGAAGGAAGUUCAACUUUCUCCCAGUUGUGUGUUUGUUCACCAGAAUGUCACAGAUGUUGCAGCAGCAGAGAAAAACAUGGAUGGAAAGAGAUGCCUGCAGGAAAAACUGGACCAGAUGGCCAAACUAGCAGCCAAAGAGGAAGUUUGUGAUGCAGAGUGCUUCAGUGAUGUCAUUGAAUUUGAUGUUCAAAAAGAUGUGAAAUACUGUGCCCAGCUGUGGGAGGGCAGUCCACCCAUGGCUCCUCCAAAUCCAGGUUACAGUGAGAGCAUCCAGGAAGUGAAGAACACCAUCCUCUCUAAAGCUUCAAAGUCUGAUGGGAUCACUCUCUCACAGUUCAAAACAAACAUUCAGGACCUGUGGACUGCACUGCUGACUGAAAGUUUUAUUUUCAGUUUUAAAAAUACACUUGAAAUUGCAGUGUUUCGACAACUGGAGGUCCAGUAUGAGAACUGGACCUGGACCCUGAAGAGCAACAUGUUGACCAUUGAAAACCAACUUCAUAACAGAAUUCAAAAUGGAAAACUUGAUGAGGUUGAUAAGUCUCAUCUUUUCAGAGAAAUAAGCAAAAUAUAUGAGAGAAUCAAAAGAGCAAUGAAAAUGUACUUUUAUCACAAAGAGAAAGUGAUCUUGGCUCAGUGGCAAGAACUUGAAAAUAAAAUCAAUGAGCUCUAUAAAGAACAGGUGAACAGAGUGAAAGUAAAACUGGAUGGAGUUAUCCAACACAGAAAAGCUCAUAAAAUGAUUGAUGAGAAGAAGUCAGAUUUUGAGAACAAACUGCUACAGAAGAGCAAAGAGCUCGCUCAGAAACUGAAGGAUAAGGCCAAAGAUGAAGAAGAGCUUCAAAGACAGUUCAACUCUGUUUGGAGCGGCUGGGUUACUGAAUUAACAGCAGAUAUAAAACCUUUUGAAGACAUCAAUUUGGAACAAGAUCAGUUAACGAUCCUUCAAGAGCUUGGUUUUGAGCCAGCUCUCAUAUAUGAAUGUAAAAUAAGUGGCAGAUACAAGAAAAUAUCAGAUGUUGGUGAUUAUUCAGAUUAUAUAAAGAUAAGUGGACAGACGUCAAUGAUUAGAAUCUUUACGAACUCCCACAAAAUAUUUCGAGUUGGCCCUUUCUCCUAUAAUGAACAAGAACAGAUCAGAUUGCUCAUUGACCAAGCUGAAAAAGAGUCACUUGAUGCAAUCAAAAACAAACAUGUAGCUGCAACAGGCUACACACAAACUUAUUUGCAAGAAAUAGUCAACCAUGUGACAGAAAAAGUUCAGAAAUUUCUGUCAGAGAGGAAAUACACUUUAAACAAGGAGUUUAAAGUUAAUCUCUUGCUCUACGUGUUCUACAGGGCAGAAAGUUGGCUUCUAGAAAUAAACAAUGCUACAAAGGCUUAUUUGGAAAGCAAGAAAACACAGUAUUACAUAGUUUUUAGAAGCUUUUCUAAAGGAAACUCCUCUGCUGUUGUGCUUGGAGAACUGAUCUGUGAUCUGCUGAAAGUUUCCACUCUUGAGGCUGUCUGUAACAAGACUGCCAUUGAUCUUGCUGGAAAGAUGAGGUGUAAUUUCCCAGCAUUCAAUGGUAACAGACUGAACUUGGAGAAACAUAUGUUGAGGUCACUCGCUGAGAAAGAAAACUUUGAUGAUUUCAUCACCUACAUCACAAAUCCAAGGAGACAAACAGAAGCUUUCAUUAAAGCAGAAGUGCAGAAAUACAUCUACGCGAGUCACAAAGAUGAAGCUGUGGAAAUACUCAAGAAAAAUAUUGAUGACAUCAAAACAACUGUGAGUCAGGCUUUAUUUACUGUAACACAAAAGGUCAAAAAUCAGAGAGGAGACACAGAUAUGUGGCUGAAGGAAUUUUCUAAUGUCCUAAAGGAUGAGCUGACAUUUGACAACAUUUGUUCUGAAAACUUCAGCGACAUAAAAGAUUUGUAUUUCCUCAGUAAAGAGAUAGAAAAAGGAUUUACAUCCAUUACUGAGAAGAUGAGCAGCCUCUCCCUGGAUAAGCUGAAUGAAUCCAGGCACAAGCCUGAAGAAAUCCUCAUAGAUCAGCUUUGUAACUGCUGCUGGGUAAAGUGUCCAUUCUGUGCAGCUGUUUGUACCAACACCAUGAAAGAUCACAGCCCUGAUGACCACAGCACUCCUUUUCAUCAAGCUCUUGGGGUUAACGGGAAGCACCGGGAACACACAGUAGAGCUCAGCAUCAGUUUCUGCACAACAAAUCUUGCUAGUGAUGACAGUUUUUACCCUCAGGAUGAUUCAAAGGAAGCCAUUCCCUACAAACAGUACAAAACUGCUGGUCCACCGUAUGAUACCUGGCGCAUCACACCUGAUGGGUCUAAACUGGCAUAUUGGAAGUGGUUUUUAUGUCGAUUUCAAAAGGAACUGGAAGAGCACUAUGGGUUAAAGUUCAUCGGCAGAGGAGAGAUUCCAGAUCAGUGGAAAAAAAUAACUAAAAACAAAGCCAUUAAAUGUUUGGAUGAAAUCUAUUAA
This is a messenger RNA of Pelmatolapia mariae (spotted tilapia), 5535 nucleotides long. Its product is annotated as interferon-induced very large GTPase 1-like. Bases 1 to 5535 code for a protein of 1844 amino acids. The record is from RefSeq and is a predicted model, not a curated record. The transcript is spliced from 5 exons. Gene Ontology annotation, molecular function: GTP binding. Lineage: Eukaryota; Metazoa; Chordata; Actinopteri; Cichliformes; Cichlidae.